Molecule: messenger RNA, 3915 nt
Organism: Acanthosepion pharaonis
Lineage: Eukaryota; Metazoa; Mollusca; Cephalopoda; Sepiida; Sepiidae
Source: the annotation of a GenBank genome assembly
AUGGAAGUGGGCUUAUUGUUCCAAAAUGUAAAACUUUAUUUGUACUACAACUCCCUCCCUCCCUCCCUCCCUCCCUCUUUGUCUCUGUCCUCCCCCUCCCUCUUUGUCUCUGUCCCCCCCCUCUCUCUUUGUCUCUGUCCCUCCCCCCUCUCUCUUUGUCUCUGUCCCUCCCCUCUCUCUCUUUGUCUCUGUCCUCCCCCUCUCUCUUUGUCUCUGUCCCUCCCCCCUCUCUCUUUGUCUCUGUCCCUCCCCCUCUCUCUCUUUGUCUCUGUCCCUCCCUCUCUCUCUUUGUCUCUGUCCCUCCCCUCUCUCUCUUUGUCUCUGUCCCUCCCCCUCUCUCUUUGUCUCUGUCCCCCCCCCUCUCUCUCUUUGUCUCUGUCCCUCCCCCUCUCUCUCUUUUGUCUCUGUCCCUCCCCUCUCUCUCUUUGUCUCUGUCCCUGUCCCCCUCUCUCUCUUUGUCUCUGUCCCUCCCCCCCCCUCUCUCUUCUCUGUCCCUCCCCCUCUCUCUUCUCUGUCCCUCCCCCUCUCUUUUCUCUGUCCCUCCCCCCCUCUCUCUUCAUCUAUCAGCAUCCAACCAUCCCCACCAUUUUACAGCAGUUCCUCUCCCCCUCUUUCUCUCUCUCUCCACCUCUCUCUCCCUCUCUCUCUUUCUCCCUCUCCCAUCUCUCUCUUUCCACUCUUUCCCCACUUUCUCUCUCCCCUCUUUUUCCCCUUCUCUCCCACUUUUUCUCUCCCCUCUUUUUCCCCUUCUCUCCCUCUUUUUCCCCUUCUCUCCCCUUUUCUCCUUCUCUCCCCUUUCUCUCCCCUCUUUUUUUUCUCCCUUUCUCUCUCCCUCUUUCCCCCUUCUCUCCCUUUCUCUCCUCCCUUUUCCCCCUUUUCCCCCUUUUCCCCCUCUCCCUUUCCCCUUCUCCCCUCUUUCCCCCCCUUCUCCCCCUUUCCCCUUUCCCCCUUUCCCCUCUCCCCUCUUUUCCCCCCCCCAGUUUCUCCCCCCUCUUUCCCCCCCUUCUCCCCCUUUUCCCCCUUCUCUCCAGUUUCUCUCCCCCCCUCUUUCCCCCUUCACUUUCUUUCUCUCCCUCUUUCCCCUUCUUCUCCACUUUUCUCUCCUCUCUUUUCCCCUUCUCUCCCACUUUCUCUCUCCCCUCUUUUCCCCUUCUCUCCCACUUUCUCCCCCCUUUCCCCUCUCUCCCCUCUUUUUCCCCUUCUCUUCUCUCCCCUCUUUUUCUUUUCCUCCCUUUUCUCUCCCCUUUUCUUCUCUCCAGUUUCUCUCUCCCCUUUUUCCCCUCUUUCUCUCUUUCUCUCUCCCCUCUUUUUCCCCUUCUCUCCUUUCUCUCUCCCUCUUUUCCCCCUUCUCUCUUUCUCUCCCCCCCUUUUCCCCUUCUCUCCCCUUUCUCCUUCUUUUUCUGUGUCAUAGAAAAUGGGAAUAUCUCUCUUUUUCUCCAUCAUUGUUCUCGUGUACGUUGUACAAAUGCAGAACAGCCAGCUUCUGCUUGUAUUUCUUUUGUUUGUCUCUCUUUAUGUUGGUAUUGUCUUCCUCUCUUUUUGCAACUCUCGUCCCCCUCUCUUUUUGCUACUCUCGUCUCACUCGUCUGCCUCUCUUUGCCCCUCUCGUCAUCUUCCCAUUUAGUUGAAUUUUUCUUCCUUGUCUCUCCCUUUCCAUUGCUUUUAUCUGCUUCCCUUUUCGUCACUCUCAUCUGCCUCCCUUUCUCAUCACUCUUUCAUUGCACCCCACUUCUCUCCAUUUUAAGCCCUUUUCCUUUUGCUUCUUUGAUCUCUUUUGCUCCUUUACCAUGCUCCCUGCCCCUGAUGUCUCUUGUUCCUUCGCCACACUCUCUAACCCUGUCUCUCUCUCUCUUCCUGGUGUUCCUCUUUAGUGUCUGUUUUCUCUUUCCACCCUAUCCACAUCCCACAAACACACACUUUACUUCCUCAUCUUCCCAGGUUUCACUCUCUCCUAAUUUCAAAAGCUCACUUGGUCUAUUUUCUUCUUUUUUUUUAAUUCUUUACCUGUUUUGUCAUCUUUGCUCUUUCUUGUUGUAUCUAUCUUAUUCCAUUUUAUUCAGGACUUGUUUCUUCCCUCUUUGUUUAAUUUUCUGUUCUUGGCCUUUUUGUCCCACACUUCCAUCUUUUUUAAUCUCUGCCUAUUAUUUGGCAUCUUCUUUUUUUUCUUUUUUCAAAACUAUUCUUUUCCUAUUUCUUUCUUUUUUUUAUUCUUGGUUCCUUCCUUCCUUGUCAGUCCUUCCUUCCUUCCUUCCUUGUCAGUCCUUCCUUCCUUGUCAGUCCUUCCUUCCUUCCUUCCUUGUCAGUCCUUCCUUCCUCGCUUCCUUGUUGAUCCUUUCUUCUUCGCUUCGUUGUCGGUCCUUUCUUCUUCGCUUCGUUGUCGGUCCUUUCUUCUUCGCUUCGUUGUCGGUCCUUUCUUCUUCGCUUCGUUGUCGGUCCUUUCUUCUUCGCUUCGUUGUCGGUCCUUUCUUCUUCGCUUCCUUGUCAGUCCUUUCUUCUUCGCUUCCUUGUCGGGCCUUUCUUGUCGGGUCCUUCCUUCCUUCCUUGUCGGUCCUUCCUUUCCUGUUGGUCCUUCCUUCCUUCCUUGUCGGUCCUUCCUUCCUUCCUUGUCGGUCCUUCCUUUCUUCCUUGUCAGUCCUUCCUUCCUUCCUUCCUUCCUUGUCAGUCCUUCCUUUCUUCCUCGCUUCCUUGUCAGUCCGUCCUUCCUUCCUCGCUUCCUUGUCGGUCCUUCCUUCCUUGUCGGUCCUUCCUUUCUCCCUUCCUUGUCGGUCCUUCCUUUCUCCCUUCCUUGUCGGUCCUUCCUUUCUCCCUUCCUUGUCGGUCCUUCCUUUCUCCCUUCCUUGUCGGUCCUUCCUUCCUCGCUUCCUUGUUGUUCGUUCCUUCCUUUCUUUUUCUGCAUAUUUCUCUCAGAUCCCCCCCCGCAAGUCCCACUUCCAGUCCUUUUCCAAUAAACUGGUAAAUAAGUCUCACACCCUCCUGUUAUCAACUCUCAAGUGCUCCAUUCUUACCUCUUUCCUCAUUUGUCAGCACCCCUCCACUGUUAAUUUCUUACUGUCCCCUCUCUCUUUGAUUUUCUUGAAGAGAAAAUUGGCUCUUUACCCUCCUCCAGUCUUACAAUGUUUAGUUCCACACUCCCCCUUCCAUCAAUGUCUUUGCUUGCCUUCUCCCCCUUCCAUCAAUGUCUUUUGCUUGCCUUCUCCCCUUCCAUCAAUGUCUUUGCUUGCCUUCUCCCCCUUCCAUCAAUGUCUUUGCUUGCCUUCUCCCCCUUCCAUCAAUGUCUUUGCUUGCCUUCUCCCCCUUCCAUCAAUGUCUUUGCUUGCCUUCUCCCCCUUCCAUCAAUGUCUUUGCUUGCCUUCUCCCCUUCCAUCAAUGUCUUUGCUUGCCUUCUCCCCCCUUCCAUCAAUGUCUUUGCUUGCCUUCUCCCCUUCCAUCAAUGUCUUUGCUUGCCUUCUCCCCCCUUCCAUCAAUGUCUUUGCUUGCCUUCUCCCCUUCCAUCAAUGUCUUUGCUUGCCUUCUCCCCUUCCAUCAAUGUCUUUGCUUGCCUUCUCCCCCUUCCAUCAAUGUCUUUGCUUGGUCUCACUCUCUCUCUCUCUCUCUCUCUCUCUCUCCCCUCCUCCUUUGAAACCAACAGCAGCCAUGAAUAACUACACCACUCAUCAUUACCACUUUAAACCCCACCCAGGAGAUGGGAAGGGAUUUAUUGACCACUUGAAUGCAGAAGACAAGACUUUGUUUGUCGCUCUCAUUGUAAUGGGUAUUGCUGUUCCAUGCAUAUUCUUGUCAGUGUUUGCACUUCUGUGCAUCCGCAAGCAUAAAGAGAAAAAAGCCAGAAGGGCUGAGAUGCUGUUGCGGAAUGCUCAAGAGAUUGCAGUUGAUGAUCCCCGCCGGCCAGAAAUGAUCAUGGACCACAGAUACUGA